CACACAACUGAAACCUCUUUUUGGAUAAAGAAUGGCUAUAUUUUUCCGCUGUGCAUGACAGUGCUCAAUUUUGGUAUCAGCAUGCAAUAUUAUAUCAGUGCAUGAAAUUCGAAUUUUGUGAAUUGCAUUGUUUGUAUCUCUGUUAUUUCAAUAAGUUAUUAACUUGCUUCGUAUCAUUUCGACAUACAUAUAUGUGUAUAUGCUUAACGAUUUAUGCAAUAAAAGGUCUGAAUUGCAAAUGAGCACACUAAUGAAUCAUUACUUAAAUGUAAUUGAUGUUGCAUUCAUGACAGAAGGAAACACUCUGAGAUGAGUCUAGUAUAACACUAAAGUGUAGGGCUAGAUAAUUUUCAGAACUUGAAGAAUAAUGCAGAAAGUGCGAUUUACAAAUAUUAACAAGUAAAAUGCUUCCAAAGGAGUGACUUUACUGGGUUCAUUUGUAUAAUCAGUGUAUAGUGAGUAAUGGAUUACAAUCUAUCUUUGUGCUCUAACUUGCCCAAAGGUACUGUUAUAAGGAUAGUUUUUGUAGUCAAUGACUUGGCUAUGCAACAUUUGGAACUUAUUCAUGUAUAUGGACAGUUUCUUGCCCAAAGGUGUGACUGAGUCUAUAGUUUAAGUAUGGCAAGAAAAUUCUGUAAUUAUUUCUUGGUCAUAGAUUUACAAAAUUCUCCAAAUUUGAAGCAGGUUUCAAUAUGAUGAGUUUGGUUAAUGUAGAGAAAUUGAAUGGCAAUAAUUUCAAGGCAUGGAAGCAGCAGAUUGAAAUGAAUCUUGGUAUGUUGGAGUUUAACAUUGCAUUCAAGGCUCCUCAACCUUCUGCAUUGACAGAUCAGAGUACUGCACAAGAAAGAGAAUUCUUUGUGAGAUGGGAUAGGGCAAAUCAAAUGUCCUUACUUAUCAUGCAGAAUUCAAUGGAGGAACACAUCAGGGGAGGAAUUUCUAGUUGUGAUUUGGCUAAGAAUUACAUGGACAGAGUUGAAGAGAAAUUUAAAAGGUCAGACAAGGCUGAAACUGGUGCAUGUUUGUCAGCACUCAUUAACACAAAACAUGAUGGUUCUGGAAGCAUUCGUGAGCAUUUGUUAAAAUUGGUCAACAUUGCAAACAAGUUAAAUGCAAUGGAUAUUGAAAUAACAGAUCAAUUUCUUGUGCACAUGGCACUGUACUCUUUGUCCAAUGAUUAUGAGCAACUGAAAGUGAGUUAUAACACACAGAAGGAGAUUUGGAGUAUUAAUGAGUUAAUUGCUAUUUGCUGUCAAGAAGAGGAAAGACUGAAGAAGAUGAGGGCUAAGACUAGUGACUUUGCCAACCCAGUAAGUGCUGGAAAAGGCAAGGGAAGAUUACUACAGUUCACAUAAAUGAGAAUUACAAGGGAAAGAAGCCAAUUGCAUUCAAGAAGUCUAUGCCCACUGCUGGAACAACUUAUGGUUCCAAGAAACAGUUCAAGUCUACUGUGAUACCUGCAAAAGCUCAUGCUACCUCCAUUGCUUCUGGACCUAAGAAUAAUAACAAUGGUGUCAAAAGAUGUCAUUUUUGUCAUUCUGAGGAUCACUUAAGAAAGGAUUGUCCUGGUUUUAAAGCUUGGUUAAUCAAGAAAGGGAUUUCAAAGCCAGAAGAGAACAAGUAAGGAGAUCUACAAUGUUUAUGUUGGAAAUGGGAAUAAAGUUGCAGUUGAGUCUGUUGGUUCUGUCAAACUGAGAUUGUCAACUGGUUAUGUUUUAAAUUUAAGUAAUGUACUUUAUGUUCCUUCCAUGAGAAGGAACUUAUUUUCUGUAAUUCAAUUUGUCAAGGAUGGUUUUUCAUUUGUAGGGGAUGUUAAUCAAAUUAAAUUUUAUUUC
Molecule: messenger RNA, 1832 nt
Organism: Malus domestica (apple)
Lineage: Eukaryota; Viridiplantae; Streptophyta; Magnoliopsida; Rosales; Rosaceae
Source: RefSeq, a predicted model, not a curated record